AUGGAUACCACUCAAAGAGGGCCCUCUUACUACUUUACGGUCGAGGCUUUAACUGCCGUCCCCGGCGUAGCUGAGCGCAUCGACUCGCGAAAUCUCUGGCUUCCACCACGAAGACAAGGAAGCAAUCGCAAGAUCCCUGCUACUCAAGUGUUCUACCACGACGGUGCGCGCAUUUCUACACUGGCGCCUCGAGGCUUACUUGACAGGCUGGACGUUCACGAGACAAUCUCUGUCUACCAUGCGCGAGAUGUGCUAUGGACUGUCGACUACUACGCAAGCCUGCAGGACGUAGGAGAUGGCUCGCCAGGCCCGUCCGGUGAAACGCAGGACUGCAGCGAUGAUAGCUAUGAGGAAGCGGAUGACGAUGACGACGACGAUGACCAAAGGCCAUAUGAUGACUGGGAAGAACUGACAUUCGACCGUGCUGGCCAGCCUGGUCAUGUUAUGUCCAUUGCCGGACGUCGACUCCUAGAGACCAGACUUAUCACCCAGCGCGCUGGUCAAGACUGGGUACAGCACUUUAUUCCCGAUAGAUAUCAGUCUCGGACUGCUGCAAGUACGCAGACAGAAGGUGGUUUGGCAGGAGACUUGACAUUGCUGAUAGGACUUGUCGCUAUGCCAAUGGGUCCUGCGCAAUGGGCCACUUACGUUCCGCCGACCAUGGCCGCUCAAGGAAUAGCUGCAGGACAGUGGCAGGUCUCGCCCGCACAGGUGGACAACAUGCCCCGAGGUUCAAAUUGGAUCGACAGAAGAGGUAUCGUCGUUACCGUGUACAUGGAUCUCGAUGGUACAUCCUCCCAGGGCCUGCACGACUACGGUAGCGGAGCACUUGGUCCAAUUCUCGCAUAG
Fulvia fulva is the source of this 849-nucleotide messenger RNA. RefSeq lists its product as uncharacterized. NCBI's taxonomy places the organism in Eukaryota, Fungi, Ascomycota, Dothideomycetes, Mycosphaerellales, Mycosphaerellaceae. The transcript is spliced from 3 exons. Bases 1 to 849 code for a protein of 282 amino acids. The record is from RefSeq and is a predicted model, not a curated record.